AUGGCCUCAUCUCCUGAUUCUGAUUCUGAGGAAGCAAAGGCGAUCAAAAUGACUUCAAACCCAAAAAACCAGGUCUCAGAAUCCACGGCGGACGUCUCAGAUCGCCCAAAUCCAAUUGAACACCCAGCCAAACAACCAAUCACAUUGAAACUUAAGCUCUCGCAGGUUGUUCCCAAGGUUUUGUCGGAGAUGCUCAAGGCCAGGCAAGACGCCGCCGCGCCACCUUUGGGACAGCAGCACGCUCAACACGUCACUGGCCUUUGGGUACCAGUGGACACCCCAUUGGCAACCGCACUGCACCGCGGGGAUGCCCCAGCCCCUGCCGGGCAUACUGUGGAUACCGCCCCCCGCCCACCGCGGCACCAAUCAGGCACCCUCCAGUGA
This is a messenger RNA of Puccinia triticina, 384 nucleotides long. RefSeq lists its product as uncharacterized. The record is from RefSeq and is a predicted model, not a curated record. The transcript has 2 exons. Bases 1 to 384 code for a protein of 127 amino acids. NCBI's taxonomy places the organism in Eukaryota, Fungi, Basidiomycota, Pucciniomycetes, Pucciniales, Pucciniaceae.